AUGGCGGCUCCAUCGCAGGCGGAGCUAGACGACCCGCUGUUCAAUUUGCGCCUCAGCAUCACCUCCAACAAUGCGCCUAUACUCGCAACGACGCCGGACCCAUCGGGGCCCUCAGACACGGUCACAGAAUUGUCGCAAGCUACGCACAUAUCCUUCAACGAGCCCACAUUGCACGGCGCUCAUCAUAAAACCUUCGAAUUUAACACACCUACACGUUACGCACCCGCCGAGAAGCCUAUCGACCUGCGCAGCAUAUACUUCGCCUGGCUGAACAAAGAUGCGUCAGUCACCGACUACGUCGCUGCGGUACAAAGGCUAAAUGAGGACCUGCCGGGUGGUGCUGGUGGCAGUAUCGUGAAUCUAGGUUUCGCGCACAAGAUCGAAUUGAUCAGCUGGCUAAGCGGAGAGGUGGACACGAGCGACAACAUCAAGCCUUUGGAAAGCGGCGCAGCAAGCGCUGCGGCUGGCGAUGCUGCAGCGAUUGCAGGCGGAAAGGGUGUGCCUGUGCAGCAAGGCGCAACAACAGCAGCGGGACAGAAAAUGAUGGAUGCACGGUUACUACAAAUCUACGACGGCGAGCGGAGAAUGGGCGACCAUAACACCGCCCUGAGAGGAACAAAGCCAAUCGACUUUUCAUCCUACCGCAAACUCGCAACCUCCUUCCUCCGCUCCCAUCCCUCCACCAACCUAAAGAAGGAAUCCAUCCCGCAAAGCCUCCCGACCAACAUGAAAAAGCCCGCCCGCCGCAUCGAACAACCCAUUAUCCUACUUUCUCCCUCCGCCUCCUCCCUCCUGCGCAUGUCAAACGUAAAGUCUUUUCUCGAAGAAGGCGUCUUCAUCCCUCCGUCUGCCCUCGACUCCUCCUCCAAUGCGACCUCCAACCUCCUCCAAAUGACGCGCGUCCUCCCAUCCAUCGAUCCCCGCGUUGCCUUCCGCUUCAUCCUCGUCGACGGCACAGCCAUGUUCAAGCCGAACUAUUGGUCACGCGUCGUGGCUGUAUUUACUACCGGUCAAAGCUGGCAGUUCAAGAGCUACAAGUAUCCGAAUCCGAUUGAGCUGUUCACCCACUACCCCGGUUUCUACGUGGGGUAUGGGGGCGAGGAUGAGCCGGAGAAUGUGAAGGCGUGGGGUAGGGGCAUCACGAGUGUGCAGGUAGAUAAAUGGACAGGGAGUGAGAAGGGAAGGUGGAGGGAUAGGGAGUUGGUUGAGAGGAUCUGGGUAAGGAUCGAGGAGGGGAUGAGGAGGAAUGGGUGGACGAAGGAUGGGCCGGGACUGCAAGGGCAAGUGAGGUAG
Messenger RNA from Didymosphaeria variabile, 1293 nucleotides. It is a transcript of the gene CDC73, whose product is annotated as accessory factor associated with RNA polymerase II. Bases 1 to 1293 code for a protein of 430 amino acids. Gene Ontology annotation, molecular function: RNA polymerase II complex binding. Lineage: Eukaryota; Fungi; Ascomycota; Dothideomycetes; Pleosporales; Didymosphaeriaceae. The record is from RefSeq and is a predicted model, not a curated record. The transcript is spliced from 2 exons. Gene Ontology annotation, cellular component: Cdc73/Paf1 complex. Gene Ontology annotation, biological process: positive regulation of transcription elongation by RNA polymerase II; transcription elongation by RNA polymerase II.